Messenger RNA from Tribolium castaneum (red flour beetle), 1476 nucleotides. RefSeq names its product UDP-galactose transporter (gene Ugalt). Gene Ontology annotation, molecular function: UDP-galactose transmembrane transporter activity. The transcript is spliced from 6 exons. The coding region runs from base 264 to 1265 and encodes 333 amino acids. The record is from RefSeq and is a predicted model, not a curated record. Lineage: Eukaryota; Metazoa; Arthropoda; Insecta; Coleoptera; Tenebrionidae. Gene Ontology annotation, biological process: pyrimidine nucleotide-sugar transmembrane transport. Gene Ontology annotation, cellular component: Golgi membrane.
AACAUGCAAAUUUUGGCGCCAUUUUCGAUGACACCUACCGCUACCGCUUUGACGUGUCAUGUCAUCGUAAAAUUGCUACAAUUUUUAAAUGAAAUGUCUCGUAUUUUACCUCUUAUCUUUAAUAUCGCGUUACACAAUUAAUAAUCGAUUAGUUUAAGCCGAUAAUAUAAUAGAUUUUUAAUGCUUCGAACACAUACCAGGAACUUAGACUGAUUCAACACUAAUACACAUUUUUAUUACGAUAGCUGACACUAGCCACAACUAUGAAACAUCCCUCAGGUGACACGUCCAAAGCUCACAUGCUGAAAUAUCUGAGCUUGUUUGUUUUAACCGUUCAAAAUGCUUUAUUAGGCCUCAGUAUGCGAUAUGCUAGGACUAGGGAUGGGGACAUGUUCUUAUCAUCAACAGCUGUUCUUAUGGCAGAGGUAGUGAAAUUAGUGACUUGCUUAAUAAUCGUUUACGCCGAAAGUGGUGGAAUCGUUCAACUUUUCGAUGCAAUCGACAAACAAAUCAUCAAACAGCCCAUCGACACCUUAAAAGUGUGUGUCCCUUCGUUUGUAUACGUCAUACAAAAUAAUCUCCUUUAUGUAUCUGCGUCACAUUUGGACGCAGCAACAUAUCAGGUCACUUAUCAAUUGAAGAUUCUAACAACGGCAAUGUUUGCCGUCUUGAUCCUAAAAAAAGAACUUUUGAAAACACAGUGGGUAUCCUUGGUUUUGUUGGUCAUUGGUGUAGUCCUUGUCCAACUGGCCCAAAGUCCGAACAGUGCACAAGUCCACACAGGGCCUAAACAGAACCGUUUCAUUGGUUUUAUGGCCGCUGUUUCGGCUUGUGUUCUUUCGGGCUUCGCUGGGGUUUUUUUCGAAAAAAUGCUCAAAGGUAGUGAUAUAACGGUGUGGAUGCGUAAUGUGCAGUUAAGUGUUUGUUCCAUUCCUUUUGCGCUAAUUUCAUGUUUUGCGUACGAUGGGAAUGUUAUUUCCCAGCGAGGGAUUUUUUUCGGAUAUGAUAAGUUCGUCUGGUAUCUUGUUUUGUUGCAAGCUUGUGGCGGGUUAAUUGUUGCUGUUGUUGUUAAAUUCGCGGAUAAUAUUUUAAAAGGGUUCGCUACUUCCUUAGCUAUUGUUAUCUCAUGUAUCGCUUCUAUCUAUAUCUUUGACUUCCAACUCACAGCGCAGUUUACGCUAGGAGCGGCUUUUGUGAUUGGGUCCAUAUUUUUGUAUGGACAUACUCCGAAAAAAAGUACCCCAAUGUCGGCGCAUAAGUCGUAAUCUUAUUUUAACGCUUGCAGCAUCUCAAUUUUUUAUUAUUAAGUUUCGUAAGCGGGCCAUUUGUUAUGUAUUGUCUUUCUUAUUUUAUAUACUUGUGAUGUUCGUAUUCUGAUCUUAUUGUAUAAUUUAUUGAAGUAGUAUUGACUUUCGUACUUAAUUUAACCUCAUAAUGUUUAGUGCAAUAAGUGAAAAUAAAAUAUUUUUGUAAGUG